Aspergillus ibericus CBS 121593 is the source of this 3305-nucleotide messenger RNA. RefSeq lists its product as uncharacterized. Gene Ontology annotation, molecular function: protein binding. The record is from RefSeq and is a predicted model, not a curated record. The transcript has a single exon. Lineage: Eukaryota; Fungi; Ascomycota; Eurotiomycetes; Eurotiales; Aspergillaceae. The coding region runs from base 217 to 3180 and encodes 987 amino acids.
CACGGCGCCGCCAGGUCUUCCCUGGAAAUCGAACCCCGACAAGACCCGCCCCAUCGUGCUCCCAUAUCUUAACAUCCUGGCUUGGUUGGUUCUGCAUCCCUCUCCUGAAGUCGGACUAUCAUGGCCUUCUACCUAUGAACGUGCCACCAUUCAAUCUCUCAAAAUCCGCACCACCAAUUCACGCAAGGACAAUCUCCAUUUGCAACCGAUCGAAACAUGGAUAACCCACAAAGAACGCCCGGCCGACCGAGCGGUAUCCCUCGGUUGGCCUCCAGAUUACCUCUACCGACAUCUGCUGCCAAUAAAGCGAUCCGUCCGUCCCCAUCUCGCGAGAAGCUGCAAACCGACCCAGGUCUCAACGCCAGCCGGUUGCGCAGACCCUCCCAGGAACCCGUGUUCAAGAAGCCAUUACCGAAGUACACCGUGCCGAAAAAGCCCGUGGUCAGCCAGCGACCGCCAAGAGAUGUCUCGCAGUCCAGGACAAGCGACGCGGGGGGAUGGGAAGCUGAAGGGGCGUCGAAUAACAAAUCCCUUCAUCUGGACGCCGAGGAUGUGGAAACUCGGGGCCGCACACGACCAUCGCUGUCCGAACGAACGAUCGAGACCCUUUCUCAGAUUCCCCCUUCGCCUGGACCUCAGGGGAGACAGUCCAAUUUCUUUGGCGCAACUAGCCCAAUGCGCUCCCCAUCUCGUCCGCCGUCUGCAUUGACUAGUUACUCCCGGUCACCAUCGAGGUCGUCUUCUCGUCAACCUAGCGGAGGCGAUUUCCUUUCCCGUCCGCCGUCUGCCAUGCGCCUCCCGUCAAGGUCUGGUCCGUCUUUGUCUGCGAGUACUGCAGCAGGCGAUCAAGGUUCCAUUCCCAGUACAGACAGCCCGUCGAAGUUGAAAAGGCCAUCUGCUAGAAUAACCCCCUACGACCGAACCAACGACCUGGCAUCUGCAUCCGAUCUUCGUCCUGCAUCUAGCAGGCCGCAUUCAAGGCCCGCCGAAUCUAUUGCCAAUGUCCCGCAGCAACGCCUGGAAGUGAAGAAAACACGAAAGGUGCAACCGAGGCUUUCGGGUCAGAAGCCGUCGUUGAUAGGGUCACGAUCCCCAUCCGCAAGAUCUACUACAUCCGACCUGACCCCAGAACAGCAGACUGAAAUCGAGACUAGGAAGGUUUCAAGGUCUUCUAGCGCUUUAAGGGAAAGUAUUGCAAAGGCCAAGGCCGCGCGGAAGGCCGAAGCACAAAAAAUCUCAAAAGCGCCGACUUUUGAUCCGGGGAGUAGCUUUGAUACGCAGGAUCCGUUCAACCAGAGACCCAAGGACUCAAACCAUGGGCUUCUGCGGAAGCGCAUUGAAGCGGGCCGAACUUCUGGUCACCUCAACAUCGCAGCCAUGUCGCUAAAAGAACUUCCAAAAGAAGUUAUGACGAUGUACGACUUCGAUCCCAAUUCUACUACUGAGUGGUACGAGAGUGUGGACCUUGUUAGAUUUGUCGCUGCGGAUAACGAAUUCACGGAACUCCCCGACGAGGCCUUCCCCGAUAUUGAUGCCCAGGAGCUCGACCCAGACAUUGAUGAAAAGGGAAAUCAACUUGGCGGUCUUGAGCUUCUGGACCUUCAUGGGAAUAUACUGCAAUCUCUGCCAAUGGGCUUCAGAAGGCUGCAGCGGCUGCACACCCUGAACCUAUCGAAUAACAAUCUCACCAUGGAUGACAUCCGAAUUGUCAUGGACAUGACGUCUCUCAGAGACCUUAAGCUCGCCAGGAACAGGUUGCAAGGGGUGCUUACCCCGGAGAUCGGACGUCUCAGCAACCUGGAAGUCUUGGACUUGCACGAGAAUUCCCUCACAGACCUCCCACAGGAGGUUGGCGAAUUGGCCUCACUUCGAGUGUUGAACGUUGGCAAUAAUGCGCUGAGCUCGCUGCCUUUCGAAGCACUGCGCUUGCUCCCGCUAAAGGAGCUCCAUGCCCCGAGAAAUAAAUUAAAAGACACUCUUUUGCCAGCUUCUGUGCGUAAGUUCGAGACACUGCAUAUCUUGGAUGUAGCCAGCAAUGCGUUGGUGAGACUUUCGGAUCACGAAAGCCUGGAGCUUCCCAACCUACAGACUCUAGCAAUCAAUACAAACCGCAUCCAGGCUCUACCCGAUGUUUCCUCAUGGCAGGCCCUUUUGACCUUGUCGGCCGAGGACAACAGUAUAUCAGAUCUCCCCCAGGGGUUCACUGGUCUGAAAAGCGUUAGAAAUGUUGACUUCACCGGGAACGAUAUCUCGAGGCUAGAUGCGAAGAUCGGUUUGAUGGAGAGCCUCUUCACGUUCCGCAUAGCCAACAAUCCUCUUCGGGAACGCAGGUUCUUGAGUAUGACCACAGAGGAUCUGAAGCGCGACUUGCGUAACCGGUGCGAGCCUGAACCGCAAGAUACCGACGAUGAAGGCUCGGUUGCAACCCAGUUUACAUUGGCGCCAGAAACCCCGGCUCAGACAGCCUCUUGGCAAAUCAAGCCGGGCGGUGUCGUUGACAGGUCCUACACCGAGCUACAGGAGCUGGAGGUAGAGCAGUUGGAACGUAUCAGCUUUCACGACAUCAGAUGCCUUCAACUGCAACACAACCAGCUACGCUGCUUCCCUGUCCCUGCCCUCAGCAUGCUCGCACCCAACCUCGUCGAUCUGGAUCUUUCGAAUAACCCGCUCGAAAGCGCGGCUCUCUUUUCGGCACCUCUUACUCUUCCCAACCUCCAAAAUCUCAACCUCAAUGCUGCUGGCUUGAGUACACUUGAGCCGCUACUAAGCAACCUUACGGCCCCCGCUCUUACUUUCCUAGAUGUCUCAUAUAACCGCCUCUCAGGCCCUCUCCCUGCUGUGCGGCGAAGUUACCCGAGCCUGACAACAUUCUUGGCCGCCGAUAACCGAAUCAGCAGUCUGGACUUUGAUUCCGUACAAGGCCUCCAGGUUCUCGAUGUAGGGAACAAUGAUAUUGAUGUUCUUCCGCCGAAGCUUGGCCUGUUAAGGGGAGAGGGCUCCAGCAAGAACUGGGGCAACGGCGCACCCCUGAGACGAUUCGAAGUAGCAGGAAACAGCUUUCGGGUUCCCCGCUGGCAAAUUGUCGCAAAGGGGACCGAUGCGAUUCUGGAAUGGCUGAAAGACCGCAUCCCUGCUGAAGAACUCCGCAGUUGGGAAUCAGGCGACGAUUCUGAUGAGUGAUAACUUGCGGCGUGGUGACAUGGGAGACACCCGGGUAUGGCCCAGAAUAUGUGCUUGGGGAAAGACUCGGUUUCGGAUUAUUAAACUAUGUAUAUUAUUUCAUCCCAAACGCACAUACGUAUAAU